Molecule: messenger RNA, 1797 nt
Organism: Pochonia chlamydosporia 170
Lineage: Eukaryota; Fungi; Ascomycota; Sordariomycetes; Hypocreales; Clavicipitaceae
Product: hyaluronan synthase
Exons: 3
Coding region: 1-1797 (598 amino acids)
Biological process (GO): hyaluronan biosynthetic process; extracellular matrix assembly
Molecular function (GO): hyaluronan synthase activity
Source: RefSeq, a predicted model, not a curated record
AUGGAAAGGUACCGCCAGAAGGGCCUUAGCUGGGCCACUUCCAACCCGCCGCACUUGUCCACCCUCAGGAUGACAUUUAACGUUAUUGGCUGUGUCCUAUCAUUUCCAGCUUACUGGUUAACUACCGUCCACUGUCGAUGGCCUAUAACUGUCGACCUUGUCGUUACGAUUGGGUUGGCAGAACUGGCCCGCUACGUCAACGAGGGGCGGCGCAUGGCCUAUUACGACGCAGAUCUGAAGCCCUCGGCCAAGAGAAAGAAGGAUGAUUUGGAGAAAGCAAUGUUACAAAUAUCCUCACAGAUGCCAAGGUUAGACUGCAUGGCUGCAGUGGUUGGCUGGCGCGAGGACCCGGCACUGUUCACGAGGGCGCUUGAGAGCUACAAGCGAGCUAAGGGUUGUAUUUUCCUGCUGGUCGGUGUCGAUGGCGACGAGGCCGAGGACGAAGAUAUGGUUACUGUUUUCAACAGAGUCUAUCCGCGUGAGUCAGCCGUCAUUCAUGUCCCAGAACCGCUGGGUGAGGUGGCACAGGCUGUCCGGUUAAGAGAAGUUGCUAGAUGGCAAAACAGUGGCAACAGAGUUAAUGAGGCUGAAUGUGACCAAGUGGCUAUAGAGCACUGUCUUCAAGUUGCCCGUAAGCUGCUUUCUGAAAAUGAUAUACGACUUCGUGGACCUGGCGCUAUCAGUCAGCUAUGCCUCCGCCAGCAACAUAUGCAUAAAAAGGGCAUUAUGUUUACAUCCUUUAUCUUCUCUCUUAUCAUUGCCGAAACCUUGGACGUUGAGUUCCUCUGGAGCUCCGACUCGGACACGCUGGUUCAGGAGGAUUCUCUCAGCAGGACCGUCGACGCUAUAGCAGCUGAUCCGACAAUCGGUGGUGCAAGCUCGGGGCUGAAUCUGCAUAACAGCGAUGAAACAGCCGUAACGCAGCUAGCGGAUACGGUAUACUGGGGAGAGCUGUACCUCACGAGAUCAUUUUCAGCGGCGUCUGCGACGAGUGACUGUCAGAGCGGCCCCAGUUCCAUAUUUCGUGUCGUUACAUUGGGUCCGAUAAUAAUGCCGUGGUAUAGGCAGACGAUAUUUGGAAAGAGAAUGAUCAUCAACGAGGAUCGCCAUCUGACGACAAAUCUCCUCACUCGUGGUUGGGGUGUGGUUUUUGCAUCUGAUGUUCUAACAGCAACAGAUACUCCGACUACUCUUAGCCGCUGGCUACGCCAACAGGUUCGAUGGGCUCGCGCAACACACAUCGAAGCCCUCCUCCAGCCUCGUGUUUACAUGGUCAACCACCCUCUCCUAUUCUUUGCAAUGUGCAGACGAGAGCUUGGCCCCGCUAUCGCAGCUGUUGCCACUCUUUACUACUUUGUCACUUCAAGGCAAUUUAUGUACCUCUCAGCAUUUGAUGUCAUGUUGCGAUUCGUUGUGUCUUUUGCGUACAAUGUCUUGCGUAACCCACAUCGGCUUAGUCGCAGGUCACUAAAAUGGGUGCUCCCAGGGAUAUUCUUCUAUUACGUGCCCUUACCGGCAAUACACGUGUGGAGUUUGUUUACGUUGACGGCCGAUGGCUGGGGCACAAGUAUGAGAUCAAAUAGUGAGAGAGUGAAGAAAGACAGCGCGAGGAGAGCCUGGUUUGAGACUGGCUUCUUUGUGGUAUGGAUGGGAGUUAUUGCUGGAUCAGUCGCCAGGUGGCUACUUGCACAUGUCUUUGUGCUACAGAACAUGUGGGAUUUCGUCUUCUUCACUUUGAGUAUAUCGUUUGGUUCAAUUUUAGCCUGGAGGAUAACUGUCUUUAACGGCAGCAAGUAA